Cloeon dipterum is the source of this 1913-nucleotide messenger RNA. RefSeq names its product cytochrome P450 4C1-like. The transcript is spliced from 10 exons. Gene Ontology annotation, molecular function: iron ion binding; heme binding; oxidoreductase activity, acting on paired donors, with incorporation or reduction of molecular oxygen. The record is from RefSeq and is a predicted model, not a curated record. Bases 95 to 1759 code for a protein of 554 amino acids. NCBI's taxonomy places the organism in Eukaryota, Metazoa, Arthropoda, Insecta, Ephemeroptera, Baetidae.
UUCCGUAUUCCUGCAUUCUAAUGGUAAGCAAGGAUAUAGCGCACGACUGGCAAAACUAGAUUUUUUAACCUUUGAGUGGGAGACCCAGGUAUAAAUGCUAAGUUCUGCGAGGAAGUGUGUUUUUCUGGUGUCUGGCCGCUUGGCAGAGACAUCGGGCAAGUGCAAUAUACAUUCAUACCCCUUAAAGUGCAGCCCCAAUUUCCACCAGGACAACAUGUCCUUCGUUCAGACCGCAGUGGGCUACAUGCCCUUGCUGUGGAGCGCGGUGCUUUUCUGCGCCACCGUGCCGGUUUUGGUGGCUCUGCGGCGUUGGUUCAGGGUAUUCCUGAUGGCUCAGCGCCUGCCGACCCCAAAGGCUCAUCCGAUUUUGGGACACGCUGCCGAUUUCGCUUCAAAAGAAAAAUUCUUCGACCGAGCUCUAAAAUGGUGCAAGGAUUUCCCGAUUUUCCACAAAACCCAAAUUCUCUUCCACCCUUUGAUUUUGGUCCACUCUCCUGAAGCAGUUCAGGCAAUUCUGAGCAGGAACAAGCAUGCCGAAAAAGGGUUCAUUUACAAAGGAUUGAAAGCUCUGCUCGGCGAAGGCCUGAUCACUAGCAAAGGAAGCCGGUGGCAUGCUCAUCGCAAGCUGAUCACUCCCACUUUCCAUUUCAAUAUACUGGAAAGCUUUCUGGACGUGUUCGUGAGAAGGAGUAAGGAGCUAAUGACCAGGUUGAAGGAAAAGGAAGGCACCGAAUGCUUCGACAUCAGCCCCUACACUCAACGUCUCACUCUUGAUUUCAUUUGCGAAACUGCCAUGGGAACUCCUAUUCAAGCCCAAAGCAACGAGAGACUGGAAAUUGUUUCCGCAAUUCACAAGUUGGAGGAGAUUGGAAUUUACCGUAUGAUUAGACCUUGGCUAUUGUCUGACUGGAUCUUCAUGUUCACCAAAAAGGGACGGGAGCAGAUCAAAUACAAAAAUAUUCUGCACAGUUUCACUGACAAAGUAAUCAAGGAAAGGAAACAUUUGAUCGAGCAGCAGAAAAAGGAAGAAGGAAAACUGGCAGUCGUGAAGGAGGGCGAAGAGUCCGAUUUUGGUCGUAAGAAGAGAGCAAUUUUCAUGGAUUUGCUAAUCGAGUCUUCUGACAACGGUAACCUUCUUACCGAUGAGGACAUUCGCGAGGAAGUAAACACCUUCAUGUUUGCUGGACAAAACACCACACAGCUGGCCAUCAACUACUGCCUUUUCCUGCUCGGAAAUAAUCUUGAAAUUCAGGAGGAAGUCUUCCAAGAAUUGGACUCAAUUUUCCAAGGAUCAGACCGCGACCCAACAAUGGAUGACUUGAGGGAAAUGCACCUUCUGGAAAGGUGCAUCAAGGAAGCCCUACGUCUUUUCCCCAGUGUCCCUGUGAUUGCGCGCACCCUAACUGAAGACCAGCCCAUGGGAAAGCAUAUUCUUCCCAAGGGCGCUGACGUCCUCAUCCUCCCCUACGUACUCCAUCGCAACCCUGAGCAAUUCCCCGACCCUGAGAAAUUCAACCCAGACAACUUUUUGCCCGAGAAUAUAAAGAACCGCCACGCUUUCAGUUACAUUCCCUUCAGUGCCGGCCCUAGGAACUGCAUUGGGCAAAAGUUUGCGAUGUUGGCGGAGAAAACUAUCCUGUCGACGAUCCUCCGUCGUUACAUCGUGAAAUCUGGAGACACCAGGGAAAGUCUGGUUGUCGUGCCUAACACCGUCCUCGUGCCCAAGCGCGGGAUCAAAAUUACGCUGAAUUCAAGAUGAAAGCAGUUUUUUUUCUGUACCAUUUUAGACUUCUCAUUAAUAUUUUCACUUCAUUAUUCAUUAUGCUUUUUAAUUAGGUGUGUACAUAUUUUGUGUGUUUAUAAAAUAACAAUGAAAAAUAAAACUGCGCUAUUAGCCUGUUGUUUUUUGCUUA